UUUUUCUUAGAGUAGAACUUUGUAUUUCCUUUGAAAGUAUAAGUGCAAUAUUAGCCUUAUAUGCAGUUUGCUUUUCUGUAUUUGUCUAGAUAAGUUCAGAAGACUUGACUCUAAAGCAAAUCAGUCUUUCAGAUACUGAUUUCCAAUCAGUUUCUGUAAUUAAGUCCAGUUUGGAAGAAGUUAAAAUGAUAGCUAACCCACAUAGCAAUUCAUUUUUCUUUUGCAUUUCAUAGCAUUUGCAGUCAUCUCUGCUAGCCCCAGAAUCAAACAGUGUCUCCUAUUCCCGGAAAUCCCUUGACUUCUAAAAGUCUGUUUCCUUUCUCUUAGUGAAAAUUCAUUGUUUUAAAAUAUGAAAUUUUACCUGGAUUAUUUUUAGGCCCAUAUUCUUCUGCUAUGAAAAGCAAGCUGCCUAUACUACAGAAACAUGGAAUAACCCACAUAAUAUGCAUAAGACAAAAUAUUGAAGCAAACUUUAUUAAACCAAACUUCCAACAAUUAUUUAGAUAUUUAGUCUUGGAUAUUGCAGAUAAUCCAGUUGAAAAUAUAAUACGUUUUUUCCCAAUGACUAAAGAGUUUAUUGAUGGGAGCUUGCAAACUGGAGGAAAAGUUCUUGUCCAUGGAAAUGCAGGGAUCUCUAGGAGUGCUGCCUUUGUUAUUGCGUACAUUAUGGAAACAUUUGGAAUGAAGUACAGAGAUGCAUUUGCUUAUGUUCAAGAAAGAAGAUUUUGUAUUAAUCCUAAUGCUGGAUUUGUCCAUCAACUUCAGGAAUAUGAAGCCAUCUACUUAGCAAAAUUAACAAUACAGAUGAUGUCACCACUGCAGAUAGAAAGGUCAUUAUCUGUUCAUUCUGGUACCACAGGCAGUUUGAAGAGAACACAUGAAGAAGAAGAAGAGUUCGGAAGCAUGCAAGUGGCAACUGCACAGAAUGGCUGACUCGAGCAACAUUAUAGAGGAUGUGAAUUUCUAUUUGAGAAGGAGAAAAUACUAGAGAAAUAAUAAUGUGAAAUGAUAAAAACACAAGUAGUUUCUUUUCAAUUAUAUGUUGCUUCCAGACAUGUUUCUCUGUAACUUGCUGAGCAACAUUUUAAGAAGAUUUUGGACUUCUGCAAUAGAUGGCACUGAUGGUUUUAAUCCUUUUUUUUUUUUUUUUUUUUUUUUAAACUUUACAGUUUUAUUAUAAACCAAGAAUUUUGGACUUGCAAAGAGGUAUUAUUGCAAUAAUGCACUUUUCAUACUUGAAAUUUAUUUGUAUGAUAGAGUUAUUACUUUAAACAAAAUGCAAGUUAGGGGGGAUUUGUUUAUAAAAUUUGGGUAAUUUAUAACAAAAGAAUUUACUAAAGUUUGCUAAAAAUUCAUUUUUUGUUCUAUAUAUUACAUUUUUAAAAUAAAUUUACAGUUGAGUUUUAUGAUGGAGCUUCUUACAGAAACAUUAAAAUGCAGGAAUCUGCUACAUACUUUUUUAGUAUCACUAAUACCUUAAUUAUCCUUUUAUUUUUUUAAAAUUCUCUUGAUCUUUUAUUAAUAGUCUUAAAUCAUGACAUUAGCUAACUUCUCUUACUUUAAUAUGAUCCAAUUAAUGCUUCCUUUCCUACUACCUUCCUAAUUUGUUUAUUCUAUUUAAAAAAAAAAGUUUAAUGAACAAAGGAAAAUAUUUUACUUUAUAGUACCAGAUGCUCCAAAAAGAAAGAUACUAAGUUUCACGCGACUUUCUGUUUGACAUUUCUUUUGGUAAAAGCCAAAUGUUCUAUCUGUUCUUUUCAGAGUCACCUAGUGUGUUUUUGUUUCUUUGUCCAAAAUGGUUCUAAAUAGAAUGUACCAGUGUAGCACUAUUUUCUUUUUUUAAAAUGAAGCCCAGAAAAGUGCCUUGCAUCAUUUUAAAAAAAAGAUAAAUCCUCAUGACCUCCAAAUUAAUAUGUAUAACAGUGAAAAAUUCCUAAUGUUUUUCUGUAAUCUUUUCCUUUUUUAAACCAUAAAUUAGUUUAAACAAAGUAUGAGGCUUGAAAACCUCAGUAAAUUAUUUGGAAUAUGGAACGUUUACUUCUGUUCAUUUUAUGUUGUCUUAAUGAUUCUGUGAGGUUGCUCAGACAAAAGCUUUUCUUUAAAGAUGCAUUUAUUGGGGAAAGUGAUUUGUGAAAGACUUAGUGUGUUUUAAAUUAACUUUAUAAUUAGUUCUUUAAGUUAAUCCAAAUGUCCCCCAUAAUUUGCAGUAGCAAAGUCACUUUAUGGAUCUUUGGUUCUCCAUGUUUUUAUUUAUAUGUAUAAAAAUUGUUCUAAGAAAAACGUUUUUUUCUAUCUAGGUAUGUGAUGUGAGGGAGGAGAGGAGUGUUUUUAACUUUUUGUAGCUUAUGACUUUAGGGUAGCACAAACAAAACUCCUUUGUAUCUCAGUUUUCUCAGUCCUCUCUUGAGGUGCUUUACUAAUGGGAAUGAUUUUCAUACAUUCUCUUGGUAUCAGGAGGUACUAUGCAAGGUAACUUAUUACACCAAGUUACUUGCUUUCCUUUCCUCCCUGUGAUGUAAUAAUACAGUAAAAGCUUUUUUAUCCAGCAGAGUGAGAGAGGUGGAAAUGACUUAAAAUGCUUUGUUAAUUAAGAGUUAAUAUCUGUUGGUGUUCACCACCCUAAAAACAGCAUAUUGUUAAUCCCAUUGUGGUCCAGUAUUCUGUUGUGUGAUUAGGUCAUUUGGUGUAGUGGUCUAGUGGAGACAAGAUUUGCAUUGGGUGUUCAGAAAUACCAGUUGGUGAAGUGUCAGAUGACACAGCUUUCCUGAAUAUAAUUCACUAUUGGAUAGGUCAGCAAAGAUCUGUCUUACAAGCCAAGAAUCUACGACAUUUCAUUCUGCAAAACUGCUUAAAAGAAUCCUUCAUAAUAGUAAAUUUAGAUUUUAAAAUUGAGGCAGUUAAGAUUUUUUUUUCUUAAUUUGUUUCUUAAAUACACAUAUCCUUUCUAGUAGUCUGACCAGAAGUACAGAUUUUGGUUAUUGAUAUUGAUUUACAGCUGAAAAUUUUCCACUUUUCUAUCCACUAUAAUUUUUAUGCUGUCACUAAAGUGCCUGCCCAGCACUGUGUAUUAAAAACAGUCUCUCACAAACAGUAGAAAAAGGGACUGGGUUCAUCUUGGUUACAGUAUUAAUGUGGGCAUUACAUAGGGUUCAGUCUUUGUUUCAUAUAAAACAUUGCAAGUUUCUUUUUUCUUGGAUUCAUUCUUCCACCUACUGUUGAAGUAGUUCUUCUAGUAGCUCUUCUGUUUGGUUCCAUUUCUGUGAUUCCUGUUUCCACUAAUGUUUCAUGAUAGACAGUUAACUAAGAGAAAUUUAACCAAUCAUGAUCUAUUUUCUAGAGUAUGUGAAUAAUGUAUGUAAAUCUGGGCACAGAAUUUAAAGUGAAAUUGUAUCAAAAAUAGGAAAACUGCAUUACUGUCUAUUUUGAAAGUAUGAAUAACUUAAGUACUGAAAAUGUUCUAAUUCUUAAUGGCAGUAUUCUUACUUUCUAAUUUCAGCUAAUUGGUUCAUGUUAAUUUAUUAGAUGUUUAAACAGCAGUUACUUUUGUUUAUUGAUAUCUACUCGAUGGUGGAAAUGAUAAACAGUGAUAGCAUUUGCUACCAACUCUCAGCCACUUAACUUUUAGAGCAGAAUAUUAGUUUUGGGGGGAUUUUGUGCUUCAUCUGAGUUUAGACGUAAUGUCAGAAAAUGUUAAGCAUGUCCUUUUUAAGAAAAUAUAAGAUUUCUAAUUGUCUUAUUACCAUGGUAAUUCAAGUGAAUUAGAAGUAUUUAACUGCAAUCUUGAAUUAUAAAGUUGGGAUGUAUAUAUCAGAUCUCAACUUGAUGUAAAGUAAAUGAGCAGUUACCUGGCGGAUUUUUUUUUUUUUAAUAACUGGUUUAAUCCAUAAUUCCAUAACUUCAUUUCAAUAUUUACUUUAUCUUUGUGUAUUCAGCAGUGCUCCAAUAAGGAUAGGAGAUUAUCUGAGUAUUAUUAAAAGAUUUUAAUUUUUUUGAUUAGAAAAAGUAAGUUUCUAGGGUCUUUGAAUGCUGGAUUUUUUGUCUUACCAUCCAUGGCAGCUAAAAAAAAGAAAAAAAAAAUCACUCAAAAUAUUCAGGUUUACAUGUUAGCUCCCUUUCAUAGGGAGUUGUCAUACCUCACAGUUCAAAGUGUAUUCUAUAGAUCAGUAACAUUAUACUGACAUGUAAUUGCAAUUUACUAUGCAGCAAAAUGAUUCAAGAAGAAAAAUAACCUACAGUGUCUAUUUACCUUUGUAUAGGCAAUUGCUUAAUUUACUCUGCUUUUAACAAAUAUUUGUAUUUGGAUAAAAUGCUUAUGUGUGUAUAGGAAUGUCACAGUGCAAAAUGCUGCUAGCCUCGGCACAAAGUAUUAAAAUUAUUUUGUGAAGAUUGGUGGUUGUAUUAAACUGUUGUGCCAUUAUA
Trichechus manatus latirostris (Florida manatee) is the source of this 4419-nucleotide messenger RNA. It is a transcript of the gene STYX, whose product is annotated as serine/threonine/tyrosine interacting protein. The transcript is spliced from 10 exons. Gene Ontology annotation, biological process: negative regulation of SCF-dependent proteasomal ubiquitin-dependent catabolic process; protein dephosphorylation; regulation of ERK1 and ERK2 cascade. The record is from RefSeq and is a predicted model, not a curated record. The coding region runs from base 394 to 933 and encodes 179 amino acids. Gene Ontology annotation, molecular function: F-box domain binding; protein tyrosine/serine/threonine phosphatase activity. Lineage: Eukaryota; Metazoa; Chordata; Mammalia; Sirenia; Trichechidae. Gene Ontology annotation, cellular component: nucleoplasm; cytoplasm.